Molecule: messenger RNA, 1041 nt
Organism: Rotaria socialis
Lineage: Eukaryota; Metazoa; Rotifera; Eurotatoria; Philodinida; Philodinidae
Source: the annotation of a GenBank genome assembly
AUGAUAUACGAUGAUUAUUGUGUUGGUAUUAUUCAUUUGCUUGUUUUGUUUUCUAAAAUUGAAGCAAGAAUCAAUAGCUACCGAUUUGAACGGCAAAUUGGAUCAACGAUGGUAUUACCACCAUGUAUUUUGACAGCAUCAUCAUCUGUCGAUGAUGCCGCUACAAUCUUAUUUAAAUCUGAUUCAGGUGAAUUAUUGACUAUGAAUGGAAUGUUAAUUUCUAAUAAUCCACGUUUAACCAUGAAAAAUGCUCAUUCUUCGGAAUUAAUUAUUAAAUUAAUUGAAUCAUUUGAUGAUGGUCAUUACGAAUGUCGAACUGAUCACUUAAUUAAUUAUAUUGUUCAUUUAAUGGUUAUCAAUUCAUCAACUAUUUAUUUAAAUGUACUCGAAGGUUCUAAUGUUACAUUACAAUGUAAAGAUAAAGGCAUGUGGAUCAUUGAAGAAAGUCAUCCAGGAGGAUCUGUCUGUACACAAUAUACACCAGAAUUGAUAUUGAAUAAUUUGCAACGGAAUGAUAAUCGUUUUCAAAAAAUAACUUGUUCAAUGCUUGAUGGACACGAAAAAAGAGAAUAUAUCAUUGAUAUUAUGUAUAAACCAACUGUCAAACUAGAGAUGUUGGCAAGACAAAGAUUAAUGUGUAUAAUAUGUGCUCAUCCAUUGCCACAUCGAAUACACUGGUGGUCACAACCAGAGAGAUCUGCUGAUGAUAAGAUUCAUCAAACAAACAUCAAUCAAUCAUGUAUUGCUCAACAAUUGAUUUUUGAACUGGAAAAUGAUGAUGAUAUUGAACCGAUAAUUAUAUGUGAAGCAGAAAAUAUGCAUGGUAUCGGUCGAGAUAGUUUACAAUUGAGAAAAGUAGACUCCACAACUAGAAGUCUGGACUAUAUGAUACAGAAAUCCUUAGUCAUUUCUUCAAGAGAACAAAUAACUACAACAUUAUCUGUUAAAAAUGAAUCGUUCUUCUGUUUUCAAAUGUGUCAAUCUGUAAUCAAUUCAAUAACACUGAUUUAUAUUUUUCAUCAUUUUAUAUCCUUUUAUUGA